Penicillium bovifimosum is the source of this 1293-nucleotide messenger RNA. RefSeq lists its product as uncharacterized. NCBI's taxonomy places the organism in Eukaryota, Fungi, Ascomycota, Eurotiomycetes, Eurotiales, Aspergillaceae. The record is from RefSeq and is a predicted model, not a curated record. The transcript has a single exon. Bases 1 to 1293 code for a protein of 430 amino acids.
AUGGAUCCAAGACAAAGCUUUCCGCUUUCGGUUGCGGCGAACAGCCCAACCACGUCGACAAGUCCCACAGAUUCAAUACCUUUGAUUUCGUCCAUCCCAUCCUUAGCAUUCUCACAUUCGACCACCUCCUCUGCCAGCAAAGUGCCUGGCACCCCCACUCUCGAAAGUCCUAUCAUCCCCCAAGACAAGCUAGAUAUGCCCUCCGAUAUAGAGGGAAAUCGGAAUCAACUGGCUCGUACGAUGAGUCAGUUAACAAAAGCAGGAUUUCGCCCGGUCUGGUCAAGAGAGCAUGGAUACCCGGGAACGAUCCCCGAGGAUAUCGGAGAGUACAUUGACAGCAACAGCCACCGUACGCAGACCUAUAUCUAUUUUUGGCGAAAGCUAGAGGAUAUGUUGACUGAUCUGGUUUUAGGAUUCGAUGAACUAAUUGGCCCACUGAGUAGCCUUUUUUGGCUCGCAGGCCUUGAUGAGCUGGUCGAUGCAAUCUACGACCCAGCGAUUGCCCUCCAAGACGAGGUGCGACUCAUCCCGACAAAUGUCGGUGUACCAUGGAUCUUGGAGCAUCUGUAUCUAGAGAGAAAACUUCCAGCAUCGAUAUACGAUCGGUACUUUUCUGGAUACAAUCAGCCGCCAAUCGCUGUUAUGCCAGUCCGCCUUGAUCCCAUUCCACCGCAAGUUGGAUUCCAAUACACUUGCCAUAAAUUGGAGGAGCUGUUUCCCGCCAACAAAACUCAACGUCUGCCGCAGAAUAUCGCCACGGUUCGAGUUAAAGGGGAUAAGAACAAGGACCGUCUAUCCGCGAAGAUCAGCAAAGACUACGUGAGCAAACUCGGCGGCGGCUCAUUCUUGUACCGAGUGUCUACUCGGGCCGCCUUAGCUGCGAUGAUGGCCUUUUUCACCCCGGUCAUUCACAGUAGAAACUUGGACAACGAGUUGGGGCCGGGAAUUUAUACAUCCGAUUGUCUAGAAUGGAUCCUGAGAUUCGUUUCCGUCAAUAGUGCUUUGUUGGUAUUUAAAGACCCUGAUUUCCGCAAUUCGGGCUUUUGGAGGCCCUCUAUGCGCGAGUGGCAGCACACUAUCGCGACUUGGACCCGAAAACCACUGUCGAAUGUACCGGAUUCCGUACCUUCAGGAUGGAAAACAGCAGACAUCAUCCAAGGGCCUAUCUCGAAGCCAGAUUCGCCAAAGAACUGCCUACCAGAACCCGGAGAGGUCUCACAGACCGUGGCAGUCAGUUAUGCCGGGUGUGGAGCACUUUCCGCAUCCUUAGCGAUGAUAAUCUGGCUGGAGUAG